This is a messenger RNA of Trichophyton rubrum CBS 118892, 339 nucleotides long. RefSeq lists its product as uncharacterized. The record is from RefSeq and is a predicted model, not a curated record. Bases 1 to 339 code for a protein of 112 amino acids. Lineage: Eukaryota; Fungi; Ascomycota; Eurotiomycetes; Onygenales; Arthrodermataceae. The transcript has a single exon.
AUGCCAACGAAGCCGGCCGAGACUGAGCUGACUGACAAAUCCCGACCAGAUUGUACACAGUUUCGGGACCUUUUGUUGAAAAAGUUGAAGAAGAAGUUUGGGAUCCAUUCAGUUUUCUUUUCUGGCGAUGCCGAUAUCCCCCAUAUCUUCGAACGAGUGAGAAGUGAAGAAAAGUCGACAGUGGAGUUGGACAUAUUAACUAUCGGCCUGGAACCCCAGCUGUGCUUCAAACCUAGAGGCUCGUGUAUGUCUGAUAUUGGACUCUUGGCUCUGUUAAAUUCAGAUUGCACCCGCCUGCAGAUCGACGCUCCAACCUGGGCCGCCCUGGCAGCUUUGUAA